This is a messenger RNA of Seriola aureovittata, 5588 nucleotides long. Its product is annotated as bromodomain-containing protein 1-like. Lineage: Eukaryota; Metazoa; Chordata; Actinopteri; Carangiformes; Carangidae. Gene Ontology annotation, biological process: regulation of transcription by RNA polymerase II. Bases 560 to 4117 code for a protein of 1185 amino acids. The transcript has 12 exons. Gene Ontology annotation, molecular function: protein binding. The record is from RefSeq and is a predicted model, not a curated record. Gene Ontology annotation, cellular component: MOZ/MORF histone acetyltransferase complex.
ACUCUGUCUUACCAUAGUCUGCUGGAAGGAGCCUCUCCUGAGCUUCAAAUAGACUUAUUCAAAGGUUAUGAAUGUUUUUUUAAUCUAAAAGCAUUAAAGAUCAUUUUUAAAUAAAACAGGUUAAGAGUUUCUGCAUGGUGCCUUAUUCCCAAGCUGUGUAAAUAAAUAAAAGGAAAAAAAAAAAAAACAGGUUCUCAUUUGUACGUUUCGUACGCGGUGACGUCACGGCGUAAACGACUCGCACAGCGUACCGCAUUGUUGUUGGGGGAAGAGAAGCUCGGGCAGCCGCUGAGCUCUGCCACUUCCAACUGCCUCUAAACAGUCCUGCCGACCAGUGUUUACUUUGAUCAAAGUAGAACACCCGGUACCGGCUCCGUCGCCCUGGAUACCUGCCGGUCACUCUCAGGAUAUACUCGGUUCAGCGCGAGCCGCGGCCGCCGUUGGAUGAGCGGACUGAAUGUGGAUUUAACUGCCCCUUCGCUCCGCAGGCCGCGCCGCCAUUGCUGCUGUUUUUACAAGCUGAAUUCGUGAAAAUACCGAGGGUCUUCACGGUUUCAACAUGAAGAAAAAAGGUCGAAACCACCGCCCCUCUGUGCUGAAGAGGGAGUCGUCUCCCAUCAAGCCGUCGCCCAACCGGGAGACGCUGACGUAUGCACAAGCUCAGCGAAUAGUGGAGCUGGAGGUGGAUGGCCGCGUGCACCGGCUCAGCAUCUACGACAAGCUGGACGUCAUCACCGACGACGACCCCACGGCUCAGGAGAUCAUGGAGUGCAACAGUAACAAGGAGAACAACGAGAAGCCCCAGCAGGUCCUGGUGCGCUCUGUGCGCCUCAAGAACAACCAGCAGAAGAAGAACGCCGCCCUCACAGCGUCACACGGCACCAGCGGCACCCACAGCAGCACCGGGGGCCUGUUGGAGCCUAAGGUUAGAACGGUUGAAUACAAUCUGCCGGUGGUGCCGAGGAGGCCGGUGGCGUAUUAUAAAUACACGGAGAGGACGGCGGAGGAGCUGGACGAGGAAGUAGAGUACGACAUGGACGAGGAAGACUACGCCUGGCUGGAGAUCAUCAACGAGAAGAGGAAGAGCGAGGGCAUCAGCCAGGUGUCGCACAACCUGUUUGAGUUCCUAAUGGACCGCUUCGAGAAGGAGUCAUACUUGGCCACGCAGGGUCAGAGCGACCUGCAGUCGCUGGUGGACGAGGAUGCUGUCUGCUGCAUCUGCAUGGACGGAGAUGGAGCCGACAGUAACGUCAUCCUCUUCUGCGACUCCUGCAACAUCGCUGUGCACCAGGAGUGCUACGGCGUGCCGUACAUCCCUGAGGGCCAGUGGCUUUGCCGCCACUGCCUGCAGUCUCCGUCACGGCCCGCCGAGUGUGUCUUCUGCCCCAACCGAGGCGGAGCCCUGAAGAAGACGGAUGACGACCGCUGGGGACACGUAGCAUGUGCUCUGUGGGUCCCCGAGGUCGGCUUCUCCGACACGGUUUUCAUCGAGCCCAUCGAUGGCGUCCGCAACAUCCCACCAGCGCGCUGGAAGCUGACCUGCUACCUGUGUAAGGAGAAGGGCGCAGGCGCUUGCAUCCAGUGCGACAAGAUCAACUGUUACACGGCCUUCCACGUCAGCUGCGCCCAGAAGGCCGGCCUCUACAUGAAGAUGGAGCCUGUCAAAGAGGUGACGUCGUCCGGUGCCUCCACCUUCUCUGUGAAAAAGACCGCCUACUGCUGCAGCCACAUACCUGACGGCUGCGACCGCCGGCCGCUCAAUAUCUACGAGGAGCCGCACCCGAAAAAUGGAGCCUGCCACAAGAGGGCCGACAAGAGGGGGAAGUCCCGCGCCAAGGGCUGGCAGAAGAAGAAGAGCAAGAGAGCGGAGCCCGAACCAGAGACAGAACCUGAGACCCCCGCCAACUCUGGUCCCAGUAUCACCGCCUCAAGUUUCGACACCAUCCUGAACCAGGUGGCGGUCCAGAGGAAGCGUGCCUUUGUCGAGAGGGUGCUGAGCUACUGGGUGCUGAAGAGGCAGUCGAGGAACAACGUUCCGCUGAUCCGCCGGCUGCAGGCCAACCCCCAGCCUCCCAAAACCAAGCAGAUGGACCGCAUGGAGACAAACCAGGCGCUGAAGGAGCAGCUGAAGGAGUGGCACCGCCUCCGCCACGACCUGGAGCGAGCUCGAUUACUGCUGGAGCUCAUCAGGAAGAGAGAGAAACUCAAGAGGGAAGAGAUGAAGCUGCAGCAGUCGGCGCUGGAAGUCCAGCUGACCCCCUUCAACAUCCUGUUGAGAGCCGUGCUCUGUCAGCUGCAGGAAAAGGACCAGUACAGCAUCUUCGCUCAGCCCGUCAGCAUCAAGGAGGUUGCUGACUACCUGGACCACAUCCAGAACCCCAUGGACUUCUCCACCAUGAGGAAACGCAUCGACGCUCACGGCUACAGGAGCCUGGAGGAGUUCGAGGCCGACUUCGACCUCAUCAUCGCCAACUGCAUGACCUACAACGCCAAGGACACGUUCUUCUACAAGGCAGCUCAACGGAUGCAGGAUCACGGCGGCGCCAUCCUGCGCAGGGCCCGCAGAGAGGCCGAGCGGAUCGGCUUCGACUUCCCCAGCGGGUUGCAUCUGUCCGAAGUUCCAAAACCGGAGGCGCCGCCCCCUUUCUCCUGGGAGGACGUGGACCGGCUGCUGAGCCCCGCCUACCGCCAGCUGACCCCCCUGGAGGAGCAGCUGAAGGAGCUGCUGGAGAAGCUGGACCUGAGCACGGCCAUGAAGCACAGCCCGUCCCGCAGCAAGAGGCUCAAACUGCUCAAGAAGACCAUCAUGGAGGUCCGCAGCGAGAUGAGCCUGAAGAAGUCCCUCCCACCGCCGCCGCCACCCGCCACCCCAGAGCCCGACCCCACCCCCACCGAGUCCGAUGAGAAACCACUACCUGAACCCCCGGCGGAGCCCUGCACCCCACAGGAGGAGAAGUCUUUACCUCCGCCAACGUUAGAGCCGCUGACCUCGCCGUCACAGCUCGACACCUCGCCCACUGACUCGGAGCCGCCCCCUCUGAAGCCCGUCGAACCCAGCACGGACCAGACUCCCAUGGAGCUCGACAGUGACACAUCUACCUCAGUAACCCCAGACACCCCCAACGGGCACAUCCCCGACCCACUGCUCCCCAACGGAGACCUCAACCCCGAAGCCCCUGGCGCCUGCAACCGACGGACCAACGUCCUCUUCCGCAAGUCCAAGAGCGCCAGCCCGCAGAAACAACCCAAGACCCAAGAGGCAUCCGCUGCGCAGUCGCCGUCCCUGGGCUCCAAAACCUUCCUGUCGGUAGUGAUACCUCGCCUGGAGACGCUCCUCCUGCCGAAGAAGAGAAGCCGCACCAGCAGCGCCGACGGAGAGGAGGAGGACGAGGAGUCGCCGAUUAAACGCCUUGGCACAGGAAUUGCAAACGGUUUCGUGGUCGAGGACGAGGAAAUCUCAACGUCUCCUCGCCUGCUGGAGCCUCGCCGCCGCUGUGCCUCCGAGUCGAGCAUCUCCUCCAGUGGAAGCGUCCUCUGCGGCACGAGCACCGUCAUCUUGUCUAAAAGCGGGAAAGGGCGGCCGGCGGCGGCUCGGCGGAGCACGGUGGACGACAAAAGCACUCUGAUGACCCGCAUCGAGAACGGAGAGUUCACCAAAGCUGCCAAGAUCUCGUCAGAGGUGUGGAAGCCCACCGCUGCUUCUCCAUUUGUUCUGGAGCCUCUUAAACUAGUUUGGGCUAAAUGUAGAGGAUAUCCCUCCUACCCCGCCCUGAUCAUGGAGCCCAGAGUGCGGAAGACGGCGUGUCAGCACAACGGGGUGGAGCUUCCCCUGCCGCCGCUGGACGUUCUCAGAGCCGGAGAGCGGAUGCAGUUCAGGUCCGCAGAGAAACUCUUCCUCGUCCACUUCUUCGACAGCAAGCGCAGCUGGCAAUGGCUUCCUAGAUCCAAGAUGGCUCCCUUCGGGAUCAACCAGACACUCGACAGAAUCAAGCUGACGGAGGCUCGCUCCGCCCACUUCCGAAAAGCUGUGCGGCUCGCCUUCGACCGAGCCAUGAACCACCUGAACCGUGGCAGCGGCGAGCUGGAGCCCAGCGCCGGUCUCGCCGUCACAGACUGAACCCCUCCCCCCUCCUCCCAUCAUCCCUCUCUCCCCCUUUGACCUUUCAGCUUUUUGUUUUAAACACCACCACAGCAGAGAUGCUCUUUCUGCCUCGUACGCACAACACACACGCACACACACUUGUCAUGUUUACCAUUUCCUACAACUGGAUCGUUUUCACGCCUCCCCGCACAUCUACCCCCCUCCCCCCUCUGUCCGAAAUACUGUAGCUUGUGACGGCUAUCUUGUUUUGUCAAAGAGCUAUGCAAUGAAAUCGACUCGGUUAGCGGGUGAAAAAAGUUGAAAGACGGAAAAAAAAAAAAUCUAACCUUGGCUGUGAGGACCGAAAAAUCACGGGUCUAAACCUGUUGAAUGUGUCGGAGUUUGACCUCUGACCUCCUUAAAUGUGCUGCAAGACUGCUGCAACAAUCUCACUGCCAUGAACAUGUCCAUCAGUGUGUGUGUGUGUGACGGCAGCAGCUCCUGUAAAUAUCCUGUAAAAGGUCUGACACUAAUUUAUUCACUCCCUGGGUUUGUUUCGGUUCAGAUAUUUAUACAGUCGGAGGUGACGACCCACGUCGACGCCGAUGGUGUCGGUGUUUCUGCUGGUGCUAUCUCUACAGAGAGAAAAAACAAACAUGCAUACUGUACUGAACAUUUUUAUUUCAGCUCCUUUUUUACAGUUUUUGUAAGUUAUUGAGUUCUCAAGCUUCAAGUUCUCGUCUUUGGCAUUAAUUUUUCUUGUGUGUGCAUCUUUUUUUUUUUUUUUUUUUUACCUGAAUGUUUUUACUGGACUACUUUUACUUUUUUUUGUUUGUACAUAUUUAUAUAAAAUCUAUAUAGAAGCUCUCAAAAUUUAAAAUGCCUAAAGUGCAUCAUUCACACCGAAACCAAAAAAGAUCUGCUGCCCACAAGUUUCCCACUAAUGUGUUUUUUUUUUUUUUUUUUACAGUUUAGUUGUUUUUCAGGUUUUCAGCCUUUUUGUUUGUGUGCUGUGAUGAGUUCAAGUCUUCUGUCACAGAAUCAUCUUUUCCACCUGAACUGACCUACAGUCAGCUGUAGGAGAGAAGAGAAUGUGCCUGUACUAACUUAUUGUAAAACAGAAAAUGUAUAUGCAUUACUUUAUAGAGAGAGUAUUGUAAGAAAAUACUAUGGGCACACUAGGAGCCACAUGUAGAGGCCCCUCCUCUUCCUCUGUUGUUUAUGAGUUUUUUUUUUUUUUUUUUUUUGAUUAAUAGCAUUAAAUCUGAGAGGUGAGGUGAUAGUGUUUGAUGUUUUGUUUUUGCAGGGUAGCGAUGGGUAGACUUCCUGUUUUCUUUGGCCCCUCUGGAUGUGGAUGUUGUGUGUGUAAAUAGAUUUGGUACUUUAGCUGAUUCUCUGGGAAAAACCACAGUUAUAGCCAAUGGGAGUGGAAACCAGCCGACAGCAGGCCGGUGGGAUUUUUAUACUAAAACACUGAAAAAUUAAAAUAUGUUAUUGAAUCACUGAU